AUGAAAAAACUCUACAACAAGAAAGGCAAAGUCCACCCAUCUCCAUCGCCGCCCUCCAUAGCCGAUCCUCUGGCUCUGCUCCCCGCAGCCAUUCUCACCCUAACCGCAGCCCUCUGUGAUGAAGACAAGCAGGUCCUCGCCUACCUCAUCUCCUGCACCAACAACAACAACAACAACUCAGGCAGCAAAUUCUGCACAACCCACGAGCCCAACAGAAGCAGAGGCGAGGCUGGUGGGCCCCGGCCUCACCUGCACCCUCCUCUGUUCCAGUGCGACUGCUUCAGGUGCUACACGAGCUUUUGGGCGCGCUGGGAUGCUUCGCCCAAUCGCCAGCUGAUACAUGAGAUCAUAGAGGCUUAUGAGGAGAGGCUGGCGGAGAAGAAGAAGAAGCUGAGGAGCUCAAAGGUGAGGAAGGCAGAGAGAAGGAAGAUGAACAAAGUUGGUGAUGAUGAAUUAAUUAAAGGCAGCAGGGGAAAUGGUCACAUGGGUUCUGGGGAAUUAGGGCAAGUGAUGAUGGAGGAGGUGGAGGUGGGCCCAGAUGUUGUUGUUGUUGAAAUGGACGGUGGUGAUUUCUCUGGUGAUGAUGAAGGCUCUGAAGUUGGGAUGGAGAAGGGGACCAUGAGGAGGCUGGUGAGUUUCAUUGGGGACAGGAUUUGGGGUGUUUGGAAUAGGGCUUAG
Prunus armeniaca (apricot) is the source of this 678-nucleotide messenger RNA. NCBI's taxonomy places the organism in Eukaryota, Viridiplantae, Streptophyta, Magnoliopsida, Rosales, Rosaceae. The record is from the annotation of a GenBank genome assembly.